This is a messenger RNA of Scylla paramamosain (green mud crab), 1288 nucleotides long. RefSeq lists its product as uncharacterized. The record is from RefSeq and is a predicted model, not a curated record. Bases 75 to 923 code for a protein of 282 amino acids. Lineage: Eukaryota; Metazoa; Arthropoda; Malacostraca; Decapoda; Portunidae. The transcript has 5 exons.
GGAAGGGUGUGGACCAGCCAGAGGGCCUCGCAGCUACGUCCUGGCGAGAAUUUACGACGCAUACACUCCGAUCUAUGGGUGAGUGUGAGACUUUCCACACCCGACACCCCCCACCACUCUCUUGCUCAAGGACGCUGGCUGCUCGGUCUUCAGUGCGUGCGUGCGUGAGGCAAGUAGCACCAGCAGGAGCCUCCACCAUGUUGCGCAUCUGCUUCGUCCUGCCUCUCCUCGUCGUGGCCGUCACUUCCAUCACCACAUCCCACUAUGUCAAGGUGGACAAUUCCUUGCCUGACAGCAUCGCGCCGUGCCUGCUCAGGUCCAUCUCCAUCCCGCUCUCUGAAAAGAUGAGCCUGAAUUUGCGAUGCGGCGCCGUGUGCAGCGAGACCCCGUACUGCUCCCUCUACUGCCUCAAGGGCAACAGAUGUGAUUUUUUCAACGCCAAGGUGACGAAAGCGUGGGUCGGGCCAGGCAGCGGAGUGUACCUGUAUGACUACUGCUUCUCUGUUCACCCGGCAGUCGGGGACGUGGCAUUGGGCGCCGCCACGCAGUCCUCCUCGGUCUACAGCGUUAACUACAACUACUAUCCCACACAAGUAAACUUCUUCUGCCAGACGGAGACCGCUUGCUAUGAGAGCCUGGUGGACACCCCGCCGUGGUGGAGGGCUGACUUCGGGUCUCCCAGGAGGGUGACCCGGGUCAGAAUCAGCCUCACUGCCCUCAUCGACAUCAAUGUCGUGGAGUUCCGAGUGGGCAACGACACCACCGUCACCAACAACCCCUUGCUGCUGCCCAAGCCCACCUUCACCCCCACCAACGGCCUGGAGGUGGUGGCAGACACGCCCAUUGUCGGGAGGUACUUUUUCGUGACGGAGCCUCAGUAUUCCGACAUCCGCAUCUGUGACGUGUGGGUCAUGACCAAGUGAGGCGGCCGCUCCACCAGCCUGUAGUGGGGUGACCUGAUCUGAUGAGAUUUAACCUGACAUGGUAACCUGAUUUGAUGAGGUGCUGACCUAACUUAGAGAAGAGUUAACAUAGCUUAAAGGGACGCUGAUAUGACUUAACGGUGUGCUGACUUAACAUGGUGAGAUGCUGAUUUGCCGGGGUGCUGACCUGACUUAACGGGGUGAUGGGCUCAUGCAGCAGGGUGCAGGUGUGACGGCAGAGUGCAAAACCAACUUGGCGGGGUUGCUGACCUAAACUGGCCUAACCUAACCUAGCUUACGUAAUUGGCCCGUUACUAUAUUCAUCGCUAAUCUUAAGUCUUUGAUUGAAUAGUUGCUGUAUAUAA